This is a messenger RNA of Terrapene triunguis (Three-toed box turtle), 3730 nucleotides long. It is a transcript of the gene IRF2BP2, whose product is annotated as interferon regulatory factor 2 binding protein 2. The coding region runs from base 890 to 2575 and encodes 561 amino acids. Gene Ontology annotation, cellular component: nucleus. The record is from RefSeq and is a predicted model, not a curated record. The transcript has 2 exons. Lineage: Eukaryota; Metazoa; Chordata; Testudines; Emydidae. Gene Ontology annotation, molecular function: transcription corepressor activity. Gene Ontology annotation, biological process: regulation of transcription by RNA polymerase II.
GGGUAUUGUUAACCCCUUUAACAGAGGGGGAGAAUUGGGAAAGUUGUGAAGUCAAAGGGAUCGGGCCCGGAGUGAUUUCCUCAAGGCCACGAAGCGAGCCAGCGUCAGAGGUAAGAUUAGAACAAAGGUUAGAUUAAAUUCCAGCCAAAAAUGAACCAUCACAAAAUUCAUCCUGUAAAAUAUAUAUUUUUUAAAAUCAAGAUGGCAUCGUUUUUAAAAACAUUUUUGUUAAAUAGAUUUUUUUUUCAGUCCUGCCUGACAUAAGUAGCACUUCUCUCCUCAGAGCACUUCACUAACACUAGCCAGGCUGCAAAGAAGAUGGGGAAAGGAGCUAAAAGGACUCCACAGACCCCUAUUUGCAUCCCAUUCACAUGUGCAAGCCCUUGCCGCUCCCCCACCCUCGGCUGAGCAGGAGGGAGCUGACUAUUCUUGCAGCUCUUGUUGUCUUGGGACUCUUGGCAGAAGUUCAAGGAGCAGCACCAGCAGCAGCAGGCGGCCAGAGGAGAGGGCGCCGAGCGCGCAGGCGCUUCGAGGCACUGUCGAAGAAUCGAGUCACUGGAGCAGAGCGCACAGGCGGCGGCUGCUGCUGCUGGAGUCCCCGCCCCAGUGCGAGCGCCCGGGCUGCAGUAGUGAGCGAGCGAGCGGGACAGGCGGAGUGAGCAGCGCACUGGAGUAGGCAGCCGAGUGUGCAGCAACUGGGCUAUGCGCUUUCCCGCGUCCCAGUGACUCCAGCCGGGAGGCUUCCGCGCCCGGGAGCCGCUUGUUUGCAGGGGGCGGGCAAUCGGCGGAAGAUCCUGCGGCAGCUGCAAAGCCCGAGCCUGCCCGUUUGGUCUCCGGUUGCUGGAGGAGGAGGACGCGCGGGGGGCGCUCGCUGCCCCUGGGCUGGGACAUGUCGUCCGCGGCGGUGGCGGCUGCUUCCCGCAGGCAGUCGUGCUACCUGUGCGACCUGCCCCGCAUGCCCUGGGCCAUGAUCUGGGACUUCACCGAGCCCGUCUGCCGGGGCUGCGUCAACUACGAGGGGGCCGACCGGGUGGAGUUCGUCAUCGACACGGCGCGGCAGCUCAAGCGGGCUCACAGCUUCCAGGAGGGCCGGGCCCCGCCGCCGCCCCACGCCAAGCAGCCGCCGCUCAGCGCUAAGGAGAUCCUGGUGCAGCAGCAACAGCAGCAGCUGAACCACACGGCCGUGGCGGGCGACGCGGUGCCACGGCCCCCGCCGCAGCCCCUGGAGCGCUACCCGCUGGCGGCCGCCGCUUCCUCCGAGCGGCAGCCGCCCCGCCUGGGAGCCGAGUACGGGGGCAGCCGGCAGGUGAACGGGAUCCUGGUGCCCAACGGGUUCCCCAAGCCCGAGGAGCCGCCCGAGCUGAACCGGCAAAGCCCGAACCCCCGGCGGACACACACGGUGCCGCCCACCCUGGUGCCGCUGAUGAACGGAGCCUCCCUGCCCGCGCCCAUCAGCAUCAACAGCCGGGCCGCCGCCGCAUCGCUGGCCGCCAUCUCCGGGGCGGCCGCCUCCAUGCAGGUCUCCGUCUCCCAGCAGCAGCCGCCACCCGGGGAGCUGGGGCACAAGCGGCCCGGCUCGGUGUCCUCCAGCAGCAGCAGCAGCGCCGGCGCGGGCGAGCACGAGAGCAAGGAGAAGCAGCCGCGGGGCUCGGCGGAGGAGCUGGGGGUCGAGGGCAAGGGCCGCGGGGGAGCGGAGCAGGAGUGGCUGGGCAAGCCCAAGACGGUGCGGGACACGCUGCUGGCGCUGCACCAGCACGGGGGCCACGCGGUGCCCUUCGAGAGCAAGUUCAAGAAGGAGCCCGGCAUGGCGGGGAGCAGGCUGCUGGGGUACGAGAGCAACGGGGCCGUGGCCAAAGCAGGGGCUCGGGCAGCGAGGAAGAGGAAGCCUUCCCCAGAACCAGAAGGUGAAGCUGGACCCCCUAAGAUCAAUGGAGAGUCACAACCCUGGUUGCCAACCUCAUCAGAGGGGAUGAAAAUGUCCAUGACUGCUACAUCGUUCAUGUCCCCACCACCACCAACUGCCUCGCCUCAUUCCAACCGGACCACACCGCCUGAAGCAGCCCAGAAUGGCCAGUCUCCUAUGGCUGCGCUCAUUUUAGUAGCAGACAAUGCAGGGGGCAACCACUCCUCCAAAGAUGCCAACCAAGUUCACUCCACCACCAGGAGGAAUAGCAACAGCCCACCCUCGCCGUCCUCUAUGAACCAAAGAAGGCUGGGUCCAAGCAGGGAGGUUCCAAGUCAGGGGACAAACACUGCUGGGGGAUUGGAGCCGGUGCAUCCUGCCAGCCUCCCGGACUCGUCUCUAGCAGCCAGUGUUCCCUUGUGCUGCACCCUGUGCCACGAGCGCCUGGAAGACACCCAUUUUGUUCAGUGCCCCUCAGUCCCUUCCCACAAGUUCUGCUUCCCUUGCUCCAGACAAAGCAUCAAACAGCAAGGAGCUAGUGGCGAGGUGUAUUGUCCCAGUGGGGAGAAAUGCCCUCUGGUGGGCUCCAAUGUCCCUUGGGCUUUCAUGCAGGGGGAGAUUGCAACCAUUCUUGCAGGAGAUGUGAAAGUGAAAAAAGAGAGAGACUCGUGACUUUUUCCAGUUCACAACCCAACAUCACCUGUAACUGAAACUGCUUGACUUGUGUAUAUAUCUAUAAAUAUAUAUAUAUAUAUCUCCAAGACAAGGGAAAUGUAGACUUCAUAAAACGUGGCUGUAUAAUUUUGAUUUUUUUGAAUACAUUGUGUUUCUAUAUUUUUUUUUGAAGACAAAAGGUAUGUACUUAAAGGCAUUUCCUCUUUUUGUUAUAGCAACUAUUUGUUGUGCUUCCUUGGUGACAGUUACUGUUCAAUGUAGGCUGUGACUUGCGCUGCUUUUUUUAGAGAGCACUUGGCAAACCAGAAAUGCUUCUAGCUGUAUUUGUAUGCACUUGUUUCUUUUUAAAAUGCCAAAUACAUUUUCUGACAUUGUAAAGAUCGCCUUACUGUCUGUGAUUCCUUAUUCUUGGGCCUUGCUCAGAGUCAAGCUGGAUGCGUGCAGAUUUGAUAUGAAAUGGUAGUGGGGGAAAAGAGAUUGGUAGGGUGAAAUGGGAUGUCACCAUUACAGCGGAAAGGCAGGUGAAUAUUAGAAAGCACAAGUGGUUUCUUUCUGAAACAUUGUUCUCUUGUUGCAAUGGCAAAUUUUUUAGACUGAGUCCAAUUCCACUGUUUCUAGAAGGAAGUUGCCUUCAUAGUAGGAUGUUGAGAGAUGUCUGAGAGGUGCUGCUGAGUUAGGGAUUUCUGGGUUGUUUGCUUUUUUUUUUUUUCUAAAAGGAAAAGUUGACCACAGUUCAAGUGAUUGGUUGUAAGAUUACAGAACUGCAUGUAUUCAUUGAUUACAUAACGUUAAUGCAGAAUUUUGGUAAUAAACUUAAUUACUAUAUUGGUGUAUACACCAGUAUAGCACUGCCAUCUUUAAAGAUCCAUAGCUCUUUUAGUGCCACUCACAUACUAUUUAUGCUUGGGGAAAACUAUUUUUUUUUUUAAUUUGCACAUAGUGCAGGUGAACUUUGAGUUUGCUUAUCAGUUACAUAUAGUACUGUUGGUAUUAUUAACUAUCUCUUACAUCAUAUUUCCAGGUAGUGGCAGGUACAAGAUGGUACAAUGACAGAAGCAACUGAGAUGCUGCCAGGAUUGCCUUCGGGCAUAUCAGUGACAACCCAAAUGUGGGUGGAAGAAACUUGUAAUCUCUGUGUUUUUUUUUUUUUUU